Messenger RNA from Orussus abietinus, 1734 nucleotides. RefSeq names its product transmembrane protein 145. The transcript is spliced from 4 exons. The record is from RefSeq and is a predicted model, not a curated record. Gene Ontology annotation, biological process: G protein-coupled receptor signaling pathway; response to pheromone. NCBI's taxonomy places the organism in Eukaryota, Metazoa, Arthropoda, Insecta, Hymenoptera, Orussidae. The coding region runs from base 310 to 1707 and encodes 465 amino acids.
GUGUGUUUGAUCCGAUUAAAUCUAGUCGCAAUUCCUUCUGGUUACAGAUAAUCGAAUAUCUUGCUAAUUAUCGUCGCUUUUCCCGAAAUAAUAUUUUGUACAGUAUUUUUAUAAAUAAAGUAUGAAAUAAGCAAUGUUUAGCGGUGUUAAACUUGUAUGUGGUGUAAAAUCUCUUUAGAUUCCUGUAUUGAUAAGACAUAAUCAUGAGUGUGGUAAAAUAUUGAUUCGUACGCAAAUGCGGUACGUUAGAGGAAAAUACGUAGUUAUGAACGGACACGCUUACGUUACAACAAUAGUGCAACGUCAGAAAUGCCCAAUGUGUUCCAAACAUAUUUUGUUGCAUCUUUCUUGCUAGAAUAUUCAUUCAGCGUAAUUCUUCAAGGGCAGCUAUUAACUGACGAAAAUUGGUCAUUUCUCGCAAGAUUUUGUUUAUUCCCUGAGGAAGGGAGACUGCACUAUGACUUUGUAGUCGGUGGACAAAACAGCAGAGUCAAUUUAUUGCUUUAUUUUGACUCCGAAGAUCAAUGGCCCAGCGUUUAUCCAUCGAAUCAUUCUUGUUCGGAAAAGUUAAAAAUUCUGAGCAUCGAUAACGGUCAGAUAAUAUCAUUGUUACCAGAAAAUGACUUCACAUUUGCAUCCGGAUGCACAUGGAGUAAUGAAAAUCGAACAGAAAUACAUUGUAGAGGUUCUAGAAAAUUUUUAUCUUCUCGUCCGAGAUGGUGGUUUAUCGUCUUAGCUGACUGCUUAUCCAAUAAUGGAUUGAACUUAACAUAUUGGGUAUCUCUGACUAAUGGAUCUCCUGGUAGUUUUUGGCGAGAGCAUUUUUCGGCAGAUGAAUUUUAUAUUCUGCCUAUUCUACUAAUAACUACCUGUGCAUAUGCAGUGUUACUUGCAUUAAGUUUUUAUGUAGCUUUACAGUUACGUUCGCGAAGGUUGUUACACGUUUCUUAUAAAAUAUUCAUGGCAUCGAUAGUUUGUGAAUUUUUUGGAGUCUUAUUAGAGAUAACAAAUUUUCUAAGUCGAGCCAGGCGAGGUAUCGAGGUUCGGCGUGCCAGUGUGCUUGGUAACAUAUUAGAAUCAUGUUCCGAGACACUGUUUACGGUUUUGAUGUUAAUACUUGCACUUGGAUAUACCGUAACAAAAAGUUUGCUAACGCCAGUUCAAACGUGGCGACUUAUUGGCUUCGUUUGUAUCAGCAUAAUGUUUCAAUUAACAUUAUUUAUCUACCAAUCGGAAGUAUUUGAUCCAGGGUUGGUGCUAUAUAUUUAUGAAUCACCACCAGGAUAUAUAUUAAUAUCCUUGAAACUCAUGGCAUGGGUUAUAUUUAUAUCUUGUUGUUACAAAACUAGCAGAAAGACAACUACUAAAACCAGAUUCUACAUGGGUUUAAUUUCACUAGGAUCUAUCUGGUUUUUAGGUCAUCCAUUAAUGGUAUUAAGUGUUACUUUAUUAGUGGAUAAAUGGGUGAGAGAAAGUGUAGCAAAAGGAUCGUCUCUGUGGAUUGUAUUCCUGGGCCAUGCAAUUUUUUUAUACCUCACUCGACCAGCAACUAACAAUACACGCUUUCCAUUUCAUAUUAGAACAUGCCAGGUUGUACCUAUUGGCGGUGACGGGCAAAGUCAUAGCUACCAACCACGUGCACGAUCUACCGCUACUUUAUUUACUGUACUGCAACCACAGUCUACGAUUCCUAUUUCAUCCAGCUAAAAAUUUAACGCAUAUAUGCUAGUCAUC